UACACCGGAAGUCGUCUAAAAUCGGUGCAGAGGAUGGAAGACGACAAACAAGAUCAAAUAAACACAAAUGAAGCUGACAUUACAAGAUUAAUAGCCAAAGACAAAACAGUGCUUGGCAAGGGAGGCCAUGUUCUCAGUGAUGGCCUUAAGAAAGGAGAAACAUCACCCCUGCACAAAGAGAAAUCUAUCUCAUCUGGGAAAGAUAUUGCUCAUUCUCGUGGACUCAAAAUCAUCAUUGGAUCCUCCGUGAUUUUUGCUGCUGUGAUUACGCUGGCAUUAGUUCUCUUCAUUUACCUCGGUAAACCUCAGGUUGGUGCAUCAGGAGCUGUAGCGUCAGAUGUCGGGGUCUGCUCUGAUCUUGGGCUGUCUGUGCUAGAGAGAGGAGGAAAUGCAGUUGAUGCCACGGUUACAACACUUCUCUGUACAGGGCUGGUCAACCCCCACAAGUCUGGAAUUGGGGGAGGUGGGAUUAUGCUGGUUCAUGAUCACAAGACAAAGAAAAGUGAAGUUAUAGAUUUUAUGGAGACGGCAACCUCUGCAGCUGACCCAGAUUUCUUCAAAGGAGACAGAUCUUUGCUUGAAAAGGGGGUACUUUCUGUUGGCAUACCAGGAGAGUUAAAAGGUUUGGAAGCUGCUCAUCAAAAGUAUGGAAAGUUGCCAUGGAGCUCUUUAGUUGACCCAGUUACUUCACUGGCUCGAGGAGGAUUCAGUGUCACAAAGUCUAUGGAUGAUCUGUUUAAAAGUGGGAAACUGAAGACCAGUGAUCUUAGUCCUCAUCUUCAGAAAUACUUUGUGAAAGACGGCAGUUUUGUGAAGCUCGGGAUGAAAAUUAUUCGCAUUGAUUUGGCUGAUAUCUUACAAGAGAUUUCAGAAAAGGGUUCCUUGGCUCUAUACAAUGGAAAAUACACCAGUGAAAUCACAGAUGUACUUAUAUCUGGGGUCACCCAAUGGAUGACAGCGGCCGACCUUAAACAGUAUGAAGUCAAGUACAGGGAUGUCGUCCAGACCACAUAUCAUGAGACUACUGUGAUGACAGUACCGGCUCCUGCUGCCGGCCCCUCUGUCCUGUCUGCUCUCAAUAUGCUUGAAGGUUACUCACUGACCCAGAACAACCCCGAGACAGUUCACAGGAUGUUAGAGGCUUUUAAGUUUGCCAGUGCCCAGCAGCAACUGUUAGGAGAUCCAGACUUCAGUAAGGAGAAGGUGAAAAAUGUCACUCAGACCAUGCUAGAUAAAACAGUGGCUGCUAAACACCAAAACCAGACGACCAACUUGACUCACCCUGACCCAGGUUUCUAUGGUGGCCUUGGAGUGACCUUGUCUGGUGCUGCUGAGGGUGGAGCCAGCCACAUCUCUGUCGUGGACGCCCAGGAACUCAUGGUCUCUGUUACCUCGUCUCUAAAUUCCUGGUUUGGGUCUGGAGUAAUGACAAAGUCAGGGAUCAUUCUGAAUAACCAGCUGGCAAACUUCCAGGUGCCCGACUCAUCCGGUGGCACCUUGAGUACCCAGCUGAACUACAUCGCUCCAGGGAAACGCCCUCUGUGCAGCAUGGCUCCCUCCAUCGUUGUUAACACCAAGGUGUCAUGUGCGCAGCGACUGAAUCUCGGAGCUACAGACGGAGAGUCCAUUCCAUCAGCCGUGGUUCAGACCGCUCUCAAUGUUCUCUCCUACAACAUGAACCUCACAGUGGCUGUUCAAGCCCCACGGGUCAGGGUCAGCCUCUCUCCAAAGAAGGUCGUCUAUGAAGAAAAAUUCAGCAAAGAAGUUGUGGAUAGUUUACAGGCCAGAGGACAUCAUCUUUUCAAAUCUACAGCUCCCCUAAACUAUGUACAGGGUGUGAAGAAAGUGAAGGACAAUGUCGAGGCUUACUCUGACAAGAGAGAUGGGGGCAGGGCGGCCCAGUUCUGAUGGUCGUAUAGUACUAACUGAGGGUGGAAUAGUACUUAAAUUGUGGUAUAGUUGGUACAUGUAUUUACCGGUAUGUCUCCUUGUCUGUCUCUAUGUUAAGAAUGACAAUGAAGGUGGAACUGUGUGAUAGCUAGAGAAAGUCAGUAUGACUGUCGUACAGGUGUUGUUUAGUGUUACGUAUGCCGAACUUAAGGUGGUAUGGGACAUAUUGGGAAGAAUUUCCGAUCGAAAUAAACAAUAAAAUCAAAUAUUAUGUUAUUAAUCUUUUCUCUCACAAAACUGUUACCUAAAAGCGUACUGGCGUGCGACCAGUUCUCGCUGAGUACCAUUUCUCGCCAGUACAUUGUGACGUCAUUUUAUCAACACAUAAAAUUAUAGACGAAAAAUGACGUCACAAUGUACUGGCGAGAAAUGGUACUCGGCGAGAACUGGUCGCACACCAGUAGUGCAAUGAGUUAGAGUGUUAACUACGAAUCUGUUAGUUGUGAGUUUGAAUCCUGCUGGGGCUUUUAUAAUUUUUACCUUUCUCAAUUUUUAAAAACUUAUUUUUAGUCAAAUAUGGUGAAAUUUGAAAAUACUGAAACAGUGAUAGUAUCUUCAUUAUUGUGUUUUUUUUAUCCACAUUCAUAUCGACUGGUGUCCCAUACCACCUUAACUGUUAUGUACAAUUGGUCACUAUUUUGUUUCGAGAGGGCAGGAUGAUCGUGGCCAUUUUUAGACUAUAUUGAUCUUCUAAAGAAGAAGAAUUAUGUUUAAAAAUAUAGAAAAAAGUUCAAAUAUUACUGAUAUAAAAAAUGUAAGAAAUUUUUCUAUACAUAAGAACAGCUUAAAAAUUUAUAUCACUUUAUUCAUUAAAAAAUUUUAAGAAAUUUAUUUCUAUCUACCGGGUAUUUAUAUCUAAUUUAUAUCUCUUAGCUGAUUGUAAUCAUUUUACAUUUUGUGCAAUGUGUUCAACAAUAAACCUCUCUAGUGGUUUGUUUUGUUAAUACCUGUAGCUGAACCUUUGAGAUUAUGGUACUGAUCUGGAAUUCUCAUUUUUAUGUUCUUUGUGAAUGCAGUUACAGGUUGUGUAGUUCUAUUUGUUUACAGGUGUAUAUUGUUUAUUUCGCUUUCUCCAUUGUUUUCUAUAGUCUGUCCCAAGAUAUUAAUGCACCACAUUUUGAUGUUUUUUGAUAAAAAUACACACCUGUGAAUUGAAAUUGAUGAAAGGAAAAAUUUUCAUGAUAUCUUCAUUGACUUAUUAUCAUUUUCCACACGAAAAAAUUCAUAGGAAGGAAAAAAGAUUUCUUACGGAGAUUUAUAAUGGGGAAUGUUUACAUCUUUUUUUCCAUUUGGAAGUCACCCAAAAUACCUCACAAUUUAUCAAUGUUAUCCUCUGGGUACUUUCAGUCUCUUGCAAUGGAAAUAGACUUUUUAUUUUUAGCCGUGUAUUGAAACCUAACAAGAUAGAGAGUACGUUUCAAAGGGGAAAUCUUCAGAUUUUUUCAUACAUUUUUUUUUUUAAUGAACAUUGUUUGAAUCCAGAGGUAUUGAUAAAUGUAGAACAAUUUAAGAAAAUGUGUAGCCCAAAUAUCUUGGGAUAGACUAUAGACAAACAAGUACCGGUAACAAUUUCAGAGUAGCACCAGUUAUCUUUAUACAAUAUUUUGAUAUUCCAUAUGUGUAUUAGUGGGCUUUUACAUGGAUAUAUUUAUUCAAAUUUAAUAGAAUUAAGUAUGACAUAUUAUGCCUACAUUCCUGUUCAGAUUCCAACAUUCUGCAAUGAAUUGAAUUAAUGUUAGUGAGGCUGUGCUCUGAAUUAUAUACAUGGGGUAUUUUCUCUUUAUUGUUGUACCAUUGGGAAUCUUGUUCUUUCAUUAUAUAUCUUUAUUGUCAUGAUUUUAUGCUGCAAUUUUUUUCAUUAUACAUGUCUUUCUUUUGUGGUUUGUUUCAUGUCUUGCAUAUCAUUUUUUGGACAUAUUUGCUCCUAGAGUUAUUCCCCUUUUUCUGCAUUGUGAUGAAGGAUCUGUGGACCAGAUAUCAUUUUAUUUAUUAACAAAGGAAUUGAAAUUUGUUAUGAUUUAUAUAUACAUGUAAGCAAUAAAUGUUAAUAUAAAAUUG
Magallana angulata is the source of this 4008-nucleotide messenger RNA. RefSeq names its product glutathione hydrolase 1 proenzyme-like. Gene Ontology annotation, molecular function: glutathione gamma-glutamate hydrolase. The record is from RefSeq and is a predicted model, not a curated record. Lineage: Eukaryota; Metazoa; Mollusca; Bivalvia; Ostreida; Ostreidae. The coding region runs from base 34 to 1908 and encodes 624 amino acids. The transcript has 15 exons. Gene Ontology annotation, cellular component: plasma membrane. Gene Ontology annotation, biological process: glutathione catabolic process.